Messenger RNA from Musa acuminata subsp. malaccensis (wild Malaysian banana), 1274 nucleotides. RefSeq names its product tRNase Z TRZ1. NCBI's taxonomy places the organism in Eukaryota, Viridiplantae, Streptophyta, Magnoliopsida, Zingiberales, Musaceae. The record is from RefSeq and is a predicted model, not a curated record.
GAGUGUUGAGCUCGGCCUCCUUCAGACUUCCGACAUCCCUUUAGUCGCUCCUCGUCUCCGUCCUUCCCUUGGCGAUGGCGUCGAGCUCGCUCCCAUGAGUUGCAGAAGAUGAUUCUUCCUAAAAAUCAUCACAAAGGAGACGCAAAGAGGAUAAAAUUUUGGAGCCAAUCUGCAUAGAGAGACACUGCGAUGGGGAGUCGGAGAAGCACUAAAGAGACUAGCGAAGCAGCUAGUGAUCCGGCUUCGUCGGUUUCAAAGGAGAAAAAGUCGAUGCUGGUUGAAGGAUAUCCGGUUGAGGGGCUAUCGAUCGGAGGGCAGGAGACUUGCGUCAUAUUUCCCUCCCUCAAGAUAGCGUUUGACAUCGGUAGAUGCCCGCAGCGAGCAAUCUCCCAGGAUUUUCUGUUCAUUAGCCAUGGCCAUAUGGACCACAUCGGAGGGCUACCAAUGUAUGUCGCCACUCGAGGUUUGUAUAGUAUGAAACCUCCAACUAUCUUUGUCCCAAGGUCUAUAAAAGAACAUGUGGAAAAACUUUUUGAGGUACACAGGGCAAUGGACCAAUCGGAACUGAAACACAAUCUAAUUGGUCUUAAUGUAGGAGAGGAGUUUCAACUGAGAAACGAUCUUAAAGUCAGAGCAUUUAAGACUUACCAUGUCGUACCUAGCCAGGGAUAUGUUAUCUAUUCUUUCAAACGAAAACUUAAGGCAGAAUUUUGUGGUCUUUCUGGAGAUGAGAUUAAGAAAUUACGAGUCUCGGGAGUUGAGAUUACUUACCCAAUAGCAACUCCUGAAAUAGCCUUUACUGGAGAUACCAUGUCAGAUUUUGUUAUUGACCCUGAUAAUGCUGAUGUCCUAAAAGCACGGAUUCUUGUCAUGGAGAGUACUUUUGUUGAUAACGCAAUGCCAGUGCAACAUGCUAGGGAUUAUGGCCACACCCAUUUGUCUGAGAUUGCAAGUUAUGGUGAUCGAUUCCAGAACAAAGCAAUCAUUCUCAUCCAUUUUUCAGCUCGUUAUUAUAGAGAGGAGAUUGAGGCAGCUAUCGCCAAAUUGCCUCCAUCCUUUGCAGGUCGGGUAUUUGCCUUGUCAAAUGGGAUCUAAUUUUCUUUUUAACAAAGGAUUAUACGUAGCACUUGUAGAAUUUGCCUCUAAAUCUCUGGAAAUUUUCAGAUUUUUGUGCUCUCUUACCUUUAUAAUUCUUUUUGUCCUGAUACACAUAUGGAUAAUAAAAUGCAAAAUGUUAUACGUAUGGAUAAUAAAAUGCGAAACGUUAUCCUUCU